AUGCCUGCAGCGCAGAUGAGACUUCCUCACGACAAAGUCGGCCAGCUCGAGGAUCGCAUCAAGGACGAUCCGAAGGGUGACACCGAUGCUUGGCUUUCGCUCAUCAAGCACUACUAUGACAAGACUCAAUAUCAGGGCGCAAGAGAUGUGUACAAGCGUUUCCUCGCUGUCUUUCCAACUGCGGUCUCCAUGUGGGUAAAAUAUAUCCAAAUGGAGAACGAACUAGACGAGCGUGACAACGUUGUGCACAUUCUCGGUGAGUCUGUGAUGACAGUUCCCAGCGUGGAACUUUGGAAACUCUACCUUGAUCAUGUGCGGCGAGCACUCCCUCUCAUCAACGAUGCCGGCGGCAAAAACCGCACCGAAAUUACAAAGGCCUUCGAUGUCACUCUGGAUAACGUUGGCAUCGACCCGGAUGCUGGUAUACUGUGGCGCGAGUACAUUGAUUUCGUGCGAGACGGCCCUGGCAUGGUGGGAGGACAGGACUGGCAGGAUCUUCAAAAGGUGGACCAAUUGAGGAAGGCAUAUCAACGAGCCACCAAACUGCCCCAUUCGGAGUCUGUCAAGCUGUGGAAAGAGUACGAGAACUUUGAGAUGGGUCUGCACAAGGCUACAGGGCGCAAGCAUGUUCAAGAGCAGAGUCCGCACUACAUGCAGGCACGCACAGCGAGAAUGCAGUUGGAACAAAAGCUGGAUGGCCUGGAUCGGAGGUCUAUUCCAGUCCUGCCACCACUGUAUGGAUGUGCGGGCGAGGACGAAUUCGGCAACCAGGUCGAGAAGUGGCGAUCGUGGAUCGAGUGGGAGAAGAAUGAGGAUCCGCUGGUGUUUAAAGGGACCGAGGACGAUGCUUGGCGCAGACGCGUGCUGUACGCUUACAAGCAGGCCACUUUGUUCCUAUGCUUCUACCCGCCGAUCUGGUUCGAGGCUGCAUCAUGGUGCUUCUCGCAAGGAAUCGACUCCUUCACAACUGAAGGCGAGCAAUUUCUCGACAAAGGCAUGGCUACCAAUCCGGAAUCUGUAUUGCUCGCCAUGUCGAAAGCAGACCGCGUCGAAUCCUCGCUCGAGACCGGCAACACCGAAGAGAUCUUGAUCCGCAACGGGGACAAACUCGAUGUGCCCUACGAGCAAGUUCAUACCGCCCUGUAUGCCUUUCGAGGUCGACUCAAGGAAAAGGACGACAAGACGAUCGCUCAGAUCAACGCGCAUUUCGCAAGCUUGUCUCCCGAGGAAGAACCGACGACUGUGCAGGAGGACGAUGAUGACGACCAGCCAAGCAACAAGCCCAAGACUAGAGCCGAGCAGUCGAAGGCAGCAAUCGACUCUGUUAAGCAGGCCUCGGCUGCCCACAUGGACCUCCUCAAGAGGACGAUCUCGUACGUCUGGGUCGCGAAGAUGCGGGCGUUCCGAAGAGUACAGGGUCAAGGCAAACCGCCGAAGAAGGGAGACACAACCUCAAAGGUGGUCAAAGGCUUCCGGGGUAUCUUCGCUGAUGCAAGACCGCGCGGACAGCUGUCAAGUGAUGUCUACAUUGCCUCUGCACUUCUGGAGUGGCGUUGCUACAAGGACCCAUCUGCCAUCAAGAUCUUUGAGCGAGGCAUGAAGUUGUUCCCUCUCGAUGAAGUUUUCAUUCUGGAAUACGUGAAGCACCUCAUCGCUCUCAGCGACAUCACCAACGCCCGUGUCGUUUUCGAGUCAACCAUCCCAAAGAUCGUCAACGCGACAGAUCUCUCACUGGAGCAAAAGAGGGAGAAAUGUCGGCCUCUUAUCGCAUACAUGCACGACUACGAAAGCAAGUACGGUGAUCUGGCCCAGAUUCACAAGAUCGAGAAACGCAUGUCAGAACUGUACCCCGAAGAACCGGAGAUCAGCCGCUUCAGCCAUCGCUUCUCUCUUCCCGACUUCGAUGCCAUGCACGUGCAGCUCGUAUUGAGCCCAACUCAGGCACGACCGAGAGCAUUCGAGCCUCAACAGCAAGCACCACAGCAGGCGCCUGCUACCAGCAUUGAGAACAUGCACAACAGCCCCAGAGGAGCAGCACCCGAAAUCCUCCUUGGACCAAACGGUCCUUACGUCGCCAGCCCGAAGCGUCCUUUGGAAGAUUCCGACAGCGAGCAGCCACAGCGCAAGUUCAUGCGAGGCGAGUCGCCACUCAAAGGUGCCGCUGGCCUGCGAAUGCAGAGCAAGGCCGGUGCAACGAGUGGAGGUGGCUUUGCAACCAAGACGUUCGUGCCCAACAGCGUUUCUGUGCCGUCAGGACCUCCUCCUCUGCCACCGAUGAUCGAGUACGUCCUGCGCUUGAUGCCUGCCGCUCGCGACUACAACCAAGCACGGUUUGAUGCGGUGAAGAUAGCGUAUCUGGUGGCCUCGACUGAUGUGGACUCUGCGAAGGCAGCGUUCAGCAGAGGGGAUUUGCAGCGACGAUAGUUCUGCUGAGAAUUGUAUAUGUGAUGGCGAGCGAAGAUUUGGCGGCGGUCGAUAAAUGGGAGGGAAACGGGACAGAGCUUCUCAAGAUGGCAAGCCCGGUCGUCUUUGGUUCAGACUCCCGAGAGGCAUUGACACGCUCUUCCAGAGGGCAUGGGGCGGCGUUGUCUUCAAGCCUGUGGCUCGGCGGCAUUUGUGUGUACUAUGCGGCUCUCGAAAAGAGGUCCGCCUUGUACUAGUAUAGAUCUUUGCGAGAUCUCGAAUGAAAGACGUUUCAAACACCU
Messenger RNA from Zymoseptoria tritici IPO323, 2705 nucleotides. RefSeq lists its product as uncharacterized. The transcript has 2 exons. Bases 1 to 2424 code for a protein of 807 amino acids. Gene Ontology annotation, cellular component: nucleus. Gene Ontology annotation, biological process: mRNA 3'-end processing. The record is from RefSeq and is a predicted model, not a curated record. NCBI's taxonomy places the organism in Eukaryota, Fungi, Ascomycota, Dothideomycetes, Mycosphaerellales, Mycosphaerellaceae. Gene Ontology annotation, molecular function: protein binding; mRNA binding.